GCCACCCGUGCCGUCGGUGCCGCCGCCGCCGCCGAUAUGGCGCGCCCGGCCCCUGUGGAGCCCCCGCUGCGGCAUCCCGCGCCCCCCUCGCCGGCUGCGGGUGAGCCCCGCACCUCAGUUGAGGCAGCGGUGGCCCCGCGGAGAGUGCUGUUCGCCGACGAGGCCCUGGGGCUGCCGCUGGCGCAGCUGCGCCGCUACCGGCCGUGGGGCGGGCCCGGGGCGGGCAAGAUGGCGGCGGCGGCCGGGCAAGAUGGCGACGGCGGCGGGGCUGACGAGGACGACGAUGGCGAGGAUGGGGAUGAAGGGGAGGAGGAAGAGGAAGCUUGCCCUGAGCCCUCGUCGCUGUGCCCCGUCCCCGCUGGCGGGGGGUUUUACCUGGUGCCCACAUUUUCGCUGCCGCCUGCGCCGGGCCGUCUGGAGCGCUUGGGGCGCGUCAUGGUGGAGCUGGAGGCGCUGCUGCCGCCUCCUGGAGCGGUCCCCGGGGGUGCCGGGGUGUGGGUGCCUGGGGGACGCCCGCCGGUGCUGCGCGGGUUGGUACGCGUGCUGAACCGCUCCUUCGAGAAGGCGGUGCACGUGCGGGCCUCACACGACGGCUGGGCUUCCUUCUGCGACCAUCCAGCGCGCUACGUCCCGCGCAGCCCACCGGGGGCAGGAGCGGGAGGACCAGGAGCAGGAGAUCCCAUCCUGGAUCCCGGCCUGGGCCUGGGCUUGGGCCCUGGCCAGGCGUCCGCCUCCUCGCCCGACGAUGGCGGCCGCACUGACCGCUUUGCCUUCCAGCUGCCCUUUGCUGAGGGCGCGGGCGAUGGGGCGCGCCUGGACUUCGUGGUGCGCUAUGAGACCCCCGAGGGCACUUUCUGGGCCAACAACCACGGCCGCAACUACACAGUCCUGCUCCGGAUCGCACCCGCUCCCACACCCACUGAUGCUGAAGGGCUGCCCCAGCAGCAGCAGCUGCAGCAGCUGGAGCCACAGCCCGAGUGCCAGGGUCCCGUGGAGGCUGAGGCCAGGCAGCUGAAGAGCUGCAUGAAGCCGGUGAGGCGCAGGCCUAAUGAGGAAGAGCUGAGGAUGAAGAACACCGAUGAUAACCCCCCUGCUGUGGAACGCCCUAAUGUCCAGGAGUCAGUGGGUCCCCUGGUGGCCCCCACCCCUCUCCGUCCAUGGCCUCAAAUGACACUUCAGGUUCCUGAAGUUACAGUGACUGGCAAACCCCCAGAGGAAGGUGAUGUUCCUAGAAGCAAUCCGCCCGUGGCUUUCACAGAGGUCCCCCAGGCACCAGUCAUCAGGAUUCUCCCCUCUUCCUCUCACUCUGGCCUGGGUGGCUUCCCCAGGGACCAGGCCUCAGGGCCCGAUGCAAGUGAGGGGGCAGCUGGGCCUCUCCUGGAACCCAGCCAGCAACAGGUGGAGGCCACGUGGGAAGUAUCAAGCGAGAAUGGAGGGGGCCGAAAGGACUCCAUCGUGGGGGCCAUUAUGGAUGAACCCCCUGGGGGUCUGGAGGUCGUGAGUGGGUUGGAGGAGCUGCUUGGCGAGGACACCAUUGACCAAGAGCUGGAGCAGCUCUACCUGUCUCACCUGAGCCGCCUGCGGGCUGCUGUGGCUGCAGGUGGGAUAGGAGGUGGUGGGGAGGGCCCUACAGAUGGGGGGGUGUCCCCCAGCCAUCCCCUGGGCAUACUCACGGACCGCGACCUGAUCUUGAAGUGGCCUGGCCCUGAGCGGGCUCUGAACAGUGCCCUGGCUGAGGAGAUCACACUGCACUAUGCCCGGCUGGGGCGUGGUGUGGAGCUUAUCAAGGACACUGAGGAUCCUGAUGAGGAGGGGGAGGGCGAAGAGGGGCUUUCCAUUAUACCCUCCAGUCCAGAAGGGGAUACCCCCAAGGAAUCACCUCCGGAAAUCCUCUCUGGGGCCCAUUCUGUGGUAGCCACUAUGGGAGAUGUGUGGCUCCCGUGGGCAGAGGGCUCGGGAUGUGACAUCCCCGUGGUUCUGGGUACAGAGGGUCAGUUCGCUGGGGCUCCAGAAAAGGGGUUGGGCAAGGACACUGAUUCUUUGCACAUGAAUAAAGUGACAGCUGGGGUGACUAGGUCCCUGGGUGGGAAAGAAGGCUGCAAGGAGUUUACCACUGAGUGGGCAGGCAGCCUCGUUCCUAUAUCUGGCAAGGAACCAGCUGCCCCAGCCCUAUGGAGGCAAGGUCUCACCAACCUUAGUCCCUCGGGGGCUGAAGUCUGCCCUUCCAGUUUGGCCAGGCCCCACGUGAGCUCCCAGGAUGAAAAGGGUUCAGGCCCAAGCCUUGAGCCCCUAAAGAGGUCACCCACCUUAGCAACUCCUACAGAAUGUGUGUGUAUAUUGCCUCCCCAGCUCUGGGGGCCCUUGACCCAGACUCUGGGGGUCCUGGCUGGGUUGGUAGUUGUCCCUGUGGCUCUGAACAGUGGUAUGUCCCUCCUGGUGCUUGCACUGUGCCUCUCUCUGGCCUGGUUCUCGUAGGAGCUGCUUGUGGGGAGCAGCAGUAGGAGGCAUUCCCCUCUCUUGGAUCUGGGGAGAGGCAGUCCCUGCACCACCCCCAGGGGCUUCAGAUGGUACAUGUGGCCUAUAUAGUGAGGGGUCUUUUGCUUCUGAGGAUGCUCUACUGAAGAGAGACCUUCCCAUCCCUGAGGUCUUGUUGGCACAGGGCUCCCUGUGGUGACACUAGUGGAGGGGAACAGGGCACGGUGGAUGGUGUGAGAUAACUUUCAGAAAGGAACUGGGCAUGUCCUCCCUUCCCCCCCACCCCCAAGCCUGUAUUUAUUUUUGUAUAAUUCUCUGGAUGAGGGAGAGUGGUCGUGAGCUGGUCUUGGGGCACAAUUACCCAGAGAUAUAUUUAUUAACAGCCAACCUGUGCAACCUGCUGGAGCUUUAUUUUUAAUUUAAUUUAUAUAGAGUACCUAUUAUUAUAUGCCACAAUAGAGCUCUAUGAGAAAUGAUGUGUCUUUCUGUGCCAUGUUCUCCUGUUUGGGCCUGAGCG
This is a messenger RNA of Prionailurus viverrinus (fishing cat), 2992 nucleotides long. RefSeq names its product protein phosphatase 1 regulatory subunit 3F (gene PPP1R3F). Bases 37 to 2475 code for a protein of 812 amino acids. The record is from RefSeq and is a predicted model, not a curated record. NCBI's taxonomy places the organism in Eukaryota, Metazoa, Chordata, Mammalia, Carnivora, Felidae. The transcript has 4 exons. Gene Ontology annotation, cellular component: protein phosphatase type 1 complex. Gene Ontology annotation, biological process: regulation of glycogen biosynthetic process. Gene Ontology annotation, molecular function: protein phosphatase 1 binding; glycogen binding.